Molecule: messenger RNA, 2680 nt
Organism: Drosophila ananassae
Lineage: Eukaryota; Metazoa; Arthropoda; Insecta; Diptera; Drosophilidae
Gene: z
Product: regulatory protein zeste
Exons: 3
Coding region: 570-2336 (588 amino acids)
Source: RefSeq, a predicted model, not a curated record
UCGAUAGUUCGAUAAGAAUGCAUAUUUCGACAUCCCUAUUUUGAGCCAAAAAGUUGUAUUUUUUUUGUGGACAACAAACGUCUCGCGUGUGACCGAAUCGAGGAGAUAUUGUGUGCAACGAUUAGCUAAACGGCGACCCCCGACCGCCAUGCACACGGAUUAAUACAAGAGUUCGGCCAGUGAGGGCAGUAUUGCGGAAUACCAAGUGCAAUAAUACCCAUUAGGUGGCACUCACUCGAUGAGUGAGAGUGAGCGAGACCUAGAGCAAGAGCGAGAGGGCUGGGGGUAAAGGCAAGAAGAAGCAGUACCACAAAAACGACUCACACUGACGCCGCACACACACACGUGUGUGUGCGAGUGUGUGUGUGUGAGAGCUGCUGCUGCUGCUGGCUCCUCUGUGUGUGUGUGUGUGUGUGUGUGUAUAAGUGAUUUUGGGACUCUCUUGUGAGCUCCCAGCUCCACUCGGAGCACUUAGAGCACUCAGAGCUGAGACGGCCACCGGAACAUAAACAGAAUCGGAGAAAAGACUCAACCUGAACGUCGCCACUUUCCACUCACAACAAAUAAUAAUGUCGGCGCAGGGCGAGGGUAGUGGCGGGGGCGGCAAUAGUGCCGGAAGCGGUGGAGGCGGCGCCGGUGGUGGAUCAUCUGCCGGCGAGGGCGGUAAUCCGGGAGGUGGGAGCUCCACCGGUGGCGGCACCACCACCGUGGUGGUCACCAACGGUGGCAGUGGCGGGAACAAGAGCCAACUGCCGCUGACCCCGCGCUUCACCGCCGAGGAGAAGGACGUCCUCUAUGGACUGUUCCAUCUGCACGAGGAGGUCAUCGACAUCAAGCACCGGAAGAAGCAGCGCAACAAGUACUCCGUCCGCGAGACCUGGGACAAGAUAGUCCGCGACUUCAACUCCCACCCGCACGUCAGUGCCAUGCGGAACAUCAAGCAGAUCCAGAAGUUCUGGCUGAACUCGAGACUCCGGAAACAGUAUCCCUAUCGGGAUGGCACCUCCUCCAAUCUCAGCUCUGGCAGCGCCAAGAUCAGCUCCGUGUCCGUCUCCGUCUCGGCGGCCGUCAGCCAGCAGCAGCAGCACCACGAGGGCGUCAAGGUGGAGCCGGAGUACCAGAUCAGUCCCGACGCCUCCGAGCACAAUCCCCAGGCCGAUACCUUCGACGAGAUCGAGAUGGAUGCCAACGAUGUGAGUGAGAUCGAUGAGGAUCCCAUGGACGCCCAGCAGCAGCAGCAGGAGGCUCAGGCCCAGGCCCAGGCCCAAGUCCAAGCCCAGCAGCAGCAGCAACAACAACAGCAACAGCAGUCGGCGGCCGCCGAGAUGCAGAAGAUGCAGGUCUCGGCGGCGGCAGCGGCAGUGGCGGCGGCGGCCAAUGCCACCAUGCUGAACACCCACCAGAUCAACGUGGACCAGAUCAGUGCCGAGAAGCUAACUCUCAACGACCUGCUCCAAUUCAAGACGGCGCGGCCGCGCGAGGAGAUCAUCCUGCAGAUCAAGCACCCGGCGGAGGGGACAGUCCUCCAACCGACAGCCACGCAGAUCCACACGAUACCCUCCCAGCCGCAGCAGCACACGAUGGCCACCAUCACCGCCGGCGGCUACAACCAGCAGAUCAUCAGCGAGAUCAAGCCCCAGCAGAUCACCCUGGCCCAGUACCAGGCCCAGCAGCAGCAGCAGGCCCAAGCCCAGGCGCAGGCUCAAGCCCAGGCUCAGGCCCAGGCCCAGGCACAGGCACAGGCCCAGCAACUGGCCCAGCAGCAGCUGGCGGCGCAGCAACAGCAACUGGCCGUCGCCGUCCACCACCAGCAGCAGCAGCAGCAGGUGGCCGUCGCCCAGCAGCAGGCGGUGCAGCAACAGGCGGCGGCCGCCGGCCUCAAGAUGCAACUGACCGCCGCCACGCCCACCUUCACGUUCAGCGCCCUGCCCACGGUGACGGCGUCGGCGACAGUCCCUGUUCCGGUGGCCACUGCCACGGCGCCGGCUAAUCCCGUGGCCGGGAAUGGAGCGGCGGGUGGCGCCAACACCUCCGCGGUGAGCAACACCAGUCUCAUCGGCGGAGGGGGCGGAGGUGGCGUGGUGGCCGGAGGAUCGGUCACCUCGGCGCAGGACAACUACGAGGAGCGGAUGAACUACUUCAAGGUGCGGGAGGCGGAGCUGCGGUGCAAGGAGCAGCAGCUGGCCACCGAGGCGAAGCGCAUCGAGCUGAACAAGGCCCAGGACGAGCUGAAGUACAUGCGGGAGGUGCAUCGGCUGCGGGUCGAGGAGCUCAAGAUGAAGAUCCGGAUACUGCAGAAGGAGGAGGAGCAGCUGCGCAAGUGCUCGGGGUCAUGAGACCUGGAGGACAUCAGCGAUCCGGACGAGGGGGAGGAGGAUGAGGAGGAGUCCGGAUCCUCCUCUUAUCUGGAUCGUUUCGGGUCCUCGGGGGGCUUCUAGUUCUAAGUCUUAGAGCCACACAUCCUAGAUUAUAGAUUCCCCUCCCACACCCCCACUCCCCCUCUUGAUUAUCCAGAGAUCCUGUGUUUUUUUUUUUUUGUAACUCUUUUUAGGGGCGGGGGCCCGCAGCUGGCGGGGAUUAGCGGAUAAGCCAUCACUAAUUGUAAAUCACAGAUCACACACCGAAUUAUACACAAAUAGAGAGUGGGCGUGGCCACCUAAUCCACGACGAGAACUUGGAA